This is a messenger RNA of Hibiscus syriacus, 1991 nucleotides long. RefSeq names its product cucumisin-like. NCBI's taxonomy places the organism in Eukaryota, Viridiplantae, Streptophyta, Magnoliopsida, Malvales, Malvaceae. Gene Ontology annotation, molecular function: serine-type endopeptidase activity. The record is from RefSeq and is a predicted model, not a curated record. Bases 1 to 1938 code for a protein of 645 amino acids. Gene Ontology annotation, biological process: proteolysis. The transcript has 8 exons.
AUGAAAAAAGAUGGGGUGGUUUCAGUUUUCCUUGGCCAAAAGAAGCAGCUUCACACAACAAGGUCAUGGGACUUUAUGGGAUUCAACAAAAAAGUUUUCAGAUCAUUCAUUGAGAGUGAUAUCAUUGUUGGAAUGCUUGACACUGGGAUUUGGCCCGAGUCUCGAAGCUUUAACGAUACCGGAUUCGGUCCGAUUCCAAAGAAAUGGAAAGGCACCUGCCAAAGCUCGGCCAAUUUCACCUGCAACAAAAAAAUCAUUGGAGCAAAAUAUUAUCGAGCUAAAGGAGAUUUUAGUCCAUCCGAUUUUCAGUCCCCGAGAGACUCCGAAGGUCACGGGACUCACACCUCAUCGACAGUGGCAGGUGGCUUCGUUAGAAAGGCAAGUUUAUACGGUCUUGCCAAAGGGACGGUUCGAGGAGGAGUCCCGUCGGCCCGCAUUGCGGUUUACAAGAUUUGUUGGUCCGAUGGUUGCUAUGACGAAGACAUUCUUGCUGCGUUUGACGAUGCGAUAGCCGAUGGUGUUGACAUUAUAUCGCUUUCUGUUGGGAGUAUUUUCUCGUCUGAUUAUUUUGAUGAUUCGAUUGCUAUUGGAGCAUUCCAUUCAAUGAAAUAUGGAAUCUUGACAUCUAACUCUGCUGGCAAUUUUGGUCCUACUCCUGUAUCGAUUUCGAACUUUUCACCUUGGUCUUUAUCAGUGGCUGCUAGUACCAUUGACAGAAAGUUUGUCACUAAAAUGAAGCUCGGCAACGGAGAGAUCUAUGAGGGAACCUCUAUAAACAUAUUUGAUCUCAAGGGAAAAAUGUACCCUUUCAUCGCUGGUGGAGCUGCUCCCAACACUUCACAAGGUUAUACAUCUGAGGACUCCAGGUACUGCUUCCCGGAAACAUUGAACAGAACCUUAGUUGAAGGAAAAAUUGUUUUCUGCGACUAUUACACUGACAGCACCUCUCCGAUUGAAGCCGGUGCCAUAGGUGCAGUGUUCCAGACCGGCGUAUACGAAGAUUAUGCUUUCAUUUAUGGUUUACCUCUUUUGAAAUUGAAUUUGGAUGAUGGAAAAAAAGUUUUCGGCUACGUGAACGGGACAGAAAAUCCGACAGCAACUAUAUUCAAGACUCAGGUGGAAGAUAAUCAGUUUGCCCCGUUUGUUGUUUCGUUUUCAUCAAGAGGGCCUAAUCCUGUUACAGCAGACCUCCUCAAGCCUGAUCUUACAGCACCAGGAGUUGACAUCUUAGCCGCAUGGUCCGAAGCUGCCCCUAUGACAGACACCGAAGAUGAUACGAGAAUUGUUCCAUACAACAUUGUUUCAGGCACAUCCAUGUCAUGUCCCCAUGCAACUGGUGCAGCCGCUUAUGUUAAAUCAUUUCAUCCAACAUGGUCCCCAUCCGCCAUUAAAUCUGCUCUAAUGACAACAGCUUUUCCGAUGAGUUCCUUGAACAACAUCGAAGCCGAGUUCGCAUACGGUGCAGGCCAUAUUAACCCCGCACUAGCAACCCAACCUGGAUUAAUAUACGAUGCUGGAGAGAUCGAUUAUGUUAAAUUCUUGUGUGGACAAGGAUAUACCUCUAGACAACUCGAGCUCAUAACAGGAACUAAAAGUAGUUGUUCCAAAGAGAUGAACGGAACGGUGUGGGAUCUAAACUACCCUUCCUUCACAUUAUCCACAACUCCCGGAAAUUCAGUCACUAGAGUGUUUCAUCGGACGGUGACAAACGUUGGUUCGGCUGUGUCGACUUACAAGGCGGUCGUUAAGUCUCCACUGGGGCUCGUUAUCCAGAUUCAACCAAGUGUACUUUCCUUUAAAUCUAUUGGCCAAAAGCUAUCCUUUACGGUGACCGUUGGAGCUGAAGUCGGUAACUCUAUGAUCUCCGGGGCUUUGAUUUGGGACGAUGGAGUGCAUCAAGUGAGGAGCCCCAUUGUUGCUUAUGCAAAAAUUUACUAGGAUAAUCAAGGCCAAGGGAAACCAAAAUAAAUAAAUAAAUAAAUUUUAAUAAU